GUUUACUUGAAAGUGGGCGGGAGGUCGUGAAUACCUGGUAUUACCGGGAUUUCUUGAGGUGGAUAAAGGCACAUACAUUCGGGUUCAUAACGAAAUAACGGAAUUAGACGAGGCGAUUAAACUAUGAAACCCGAAAUAUAGAAUCGAAUACGCGGCGAGAAAGGUGCGUGAUACAAUCGGUAUUGUCAUCCUCUGCUCUCCUCAUCCGUCUGUGUUACACAUGAUGCCCGGUCCGUUAUCCCAGAAAGAGAAUCGAACGCUACGAACGACCUCGUCGAUUAUACACCAUAGAGGAUAAUGGGAGGUAUGACCCAGAGGCCAUGGAGCCCAACGAAGAGGAGGGGUCCGAUCGCAGCUGAAUACAGCAGUCCUGGACCAGCUUGCGUGACUCUACCAUCACUCAUAGGGAAAACCGUUCCAGACUCAAAGAGAGGUAGAGCACCGGCGUUCUCUUUUGGCAGCAGACACGCGAACAAGAACAACAGUCCAGGACCUGGUCCGGGUCAAUACAACGUUUCUGGCCUCAGCGCGAAGGGCAAAGAUGGAGCACCGGCCGCUUCUUUACACGGACGUACGAAAAAUGGUAAAACUGAACAAACUCCGGCCCCGGGUGACUACAAUCCCGAAAAGGCCGUAAAAGUUGUCUCGGACAGUUCGCCGAAGUAUUCGUUUGGCGUGAAGACGCAGACGGAAAAGCCAAACUCAACACCAGCUCCGGGUGAAUAUUGUCCAGAGAACGUCAACCUGGAUAAAGCCCCUCAGUACAGCUUCGGCGCGAAGGUUCAACAAGAAAAACCUAGCGAAGUCCCUGCUCCAGGCACGUACAGCCCUGAGAAGGUAAAUCUAGACAAGGCACCUAGGUACAGUUUCGGACACAGAGUAUCGACUGAAAAGCCGAGCGAUACUCCAGCUCCUGGAACUUACUGCCCCGAGAAGGUAAAUUUGGACAAGGGUCCUCAGUACAGCUUGAGUGGGAAAGCACCGCCUGACAAACAAAACGAUACACCAGCUCCAGGCACUUACAGCCCGGAGAAAGUUAACUUGGAUAAAGGACCUCAGUAUAGCUUGAGUGGAAAAGGUCAUGUGGACAAACCCAACGAUGUUCCAGCUCCUGGUACAUACAGUCCAGAAAAAGUAAAUCUAGAUAAAGGGCCACAGUAUUCCCUCAGCGGCAAGGGUGCUCCAGAAAAAGCAAGUGAUACACCCGCACCUGGUACGUACAGCCCGGAAAAAGUGAAUUUAGAUAAGGGCCCACAAUAUUCUUUGAGUGGAAAAGGGGCUCCGGCGAAAGUGAACGACACACCUGCACCUGGUACAUACAGUCCGGAAAAAGUAAACCUAGAUAAGGGACCACAGUACAGUUUGAGCGGAAAAGGUGCAGCUGAAAAACCGAGUGACACACCUGCACCUGGUACUUAUUGUCCAGAGAAAAUAAAUUUAGACAAAGCACCGCUGUAUAGUUUUGGACACAGAACGCCACUCGAUAAACCAAACGAUACACCAGCACCUGGAACUUACUGCCCGGAGAAGGUGAACCUUGAUAAAGGUCCGUUGUAUAGUCUAAGCGGAAAAGGUGCACCUGAGAAACCAAAUGAUGUGCCAGCACCUGGAACCUACUGUCCGGAAAAGGUGAAUUUCCAUCAAGCACCACAGUAUAGUUUUGGGCACAGGACACCACUAGAUAAGCCAAACGAUACCCCAGCACCCGGAACUUAUUGCCCGGAAAAAGUGAAUCUAGAUCAAGGUCCUCAGUAUAGCUUAAGCGGAAAAGGUGCAUCCGAAAAAGGAAUUGACAACCCUGCACCUGGUACAUACUCUCCUGAGAAAUUUAAUCUGGACAAUGCUCCACAUUACAGUUUUGGACACAGAACACCAAUAGAUCACCCAAGUGAUAAUCCCGCACCAGGCACCUACAGCCCGGAAAAAGUGAAUAUGCAUAAAGGCCCUCAAUAUAGCAUAAGCGGUAAAGGUACUCCUGAGAAACCCAGCAAUGUUCCAGCGCCUGGAACUUACUGCCCUGAAAAAUUUAAUCACGAUAAAGCACCACAGUUCAGUUUUGGGCAUAGAACACCACUAGAGAAACCAAACGACAACCCAGCUCCUGGAACUUAUUGCCCGGAAAAAGUGAACUUAGACCAAGGUCCUCAGUAUAGUUUAAGCGGGAAAGGUUCACCCGAAAAAGAAAAUGACAACCCUGCACCUGGUACAUACUCUCCAGAGAAAACCAAUCUGGACCACGCUCCGCGUUACAGUUUUGGGCACAGAACACCGCUAGAUCACCCGAGCAAUACCCCUGCACCAGGCACCUACAGCCCAGAGAAAGUGAACUUAGAUAAAGGCCCCCAAUAUAGUCUAUCUGGUAAAGGUACCCCUGAGAAGCCGAACGAUGUUCCAGCUCCUGGCACGUAUAGUCCUGAGAAUCACAAUCCUGACAAGGGACCACAGUACAGUUUAACCGGAAAGGGGGUAUCUGAAAAACCAAAUAAUUUCCCAGGACCAGGUGCAUACUGCCCUGAGAAGGCUAAACUGAAGCAUGAUCCUUAUUACGGCUUUAGCCACAGAAUGCCAUUGGAAAAACCUAGUGAUACCCCAGCACCUGGUACAUAUAGCCCGGAAAAAUUCAAUCCAGAUAAAAUGCCAGAAUAUAGUUUUGGACAUCGAACCCCUAUUGAGAAGCCAAGCGAUACUCCAGCCCCUGGUUCAUACAGUCCUGAAAAGGUGAAUCUCGAUAAAGGUCCUCAAUACAGUAUUAGCGGAAAAGGAGCUUCGGAAAAGCCGACAGAUGUUCCAGCACCUGGAACGUAUAGCCCUGAGAAAAUGAACCUGGAUAACGCACCCCGAUAUAGUUUUGGACACAAAGUUGAUCCCUCAAAACCAAAUGACGUUCCUGGACCUGGAGAAUACAGCCCCGAAAAAGCUAUGAUUCUCUUCGAGAGAGCAUUACAGUUUACUUUCGGACUUAGACCACCUAUGAACAAUUUCAAUGAUACACCAGCUCCCAAUGUCUACAACAUUCCAUCGGUCCUCGGCUCAACGAAAGAAGGAAAUAAGAAGACUGCACCAGCGUAUUCCAUCUCUGGAAGACAACGUGCUUUCGCGGAUGAUAGAAUCCUUGUACCAGGUCCUGGUUCAUACGAAGCCAUCAAAGCUGAUGCAGUAAGAGCUAAAAGUCCCGCGUACAGCAUAAGCGCCCGUUAUCAACUGCCCGACGAUCACUCCAAGAUUCCUGGUCCUGGUGCACAUUGCCCAGAAAAGGUGCAGCUAGACAUUCCUCCAGCGCAUACUUUUGGCAUCAGACACUCUCCGUACAUCUGUAACUUGAAGGACACCGUGUGCUAACUACUAAUAAACUACGUUUUAUUAACGCACGUUAAUUUUUUUUUUUUUUCUUUUUUUUCAAUCCCUGCAAUGAUUAAUGAAAAUAUCAUUAUUUGCCAGUUGAUAAAUUUAAUGCAUCUAAUCAAAAAAAGUGAAAUGAUUUCGUUUACUUGAAGUCCAGUUGUUGCCUGCCUGAGUUUAUUGCAGAGUAGAACUACUAAGUGUGUUUAGCACUGUAUAAUUUUUAGGAAAAAUUUUUAUUACAGACAAGUUAGAAAUAUGUUGGAUAUGUUUUAAAAAAAGUAUUAGCGCUUUGUUAUACUCUUUAUUAUUAUAGACUGCUCGGAAGUAUUAUUCGAAAAUAAGAACUAGCGGGAGAGUUCCUUUACAAUACAAUAUUUGAGAAAAUUCUACUCACUCAUUCCCGAAUAUUGUAUGACUCUGGAGAACGAAUCAUUUUUUGGCUGGCAGGACCGUGCCGAGUGUUAGAAAUAUCUAUAAGUGCGAAAUCGUUUACUUAUAAAAUAAAGUCAAAUCGACAAAGGGUACAUAUUCAGCGAAAUUUAUUGUUUUGUUGACGGGAGAAGCAGCCCAACUCCAACAUAACUCUUACAACGUAAAUCACAAUCCAGUUAAUGUUAUCUGAACAUCUAGAUAUCGUUUAAUUACUACAAAAACAGCGACUUCUUUUAUGGAAACUCGUACGAGACUCUUAUUUACAAAAGAUUUUAUUCUGCAAAGUAAACCAGUGCUUAGAGUUGGGCUGCAAGAAAUAUUUACAGUGCAUAUUUACGAACAUAUUCCGCAAGUUUAGUAUAAUAUGUAUUAUUUGCUUUCAGUAUAAGCUAUAUCCCUUUGAAUUGAGAUCAGCAAAGUUACACACUUCCGACUCAAUAUUUGUUGCGUAAACGCUAUGGCCUAGGAAUUGUAAAAAAUCUCAAUUGCACAGAUAAAUUUUAAUGAAAGGAAUACGGCUAAUGUAGAUAAUUUAAACUGCAUCUAUUCCUUUAUGUACUGCUGAGCAGUUUAUCAAUUGAGAAAAAAAUAUUUCUGUCAAGUUUGGUAGAGCAAUCACGUGUAUUUUCUUUUCUGUUUUUGCAUUUCGUAAUACCACAAGGCAGACAUUUCCAUAAAAAUUCUUGUCCCUGUUAUGUCAGCAGUUUAUAAGUGAAUAUUAUCCUGUCUGUAUGCAAUUUCAGUUGUAAUUGUAAUUCUGUAAACAUUCCACAAAAUUUGUCGCAUCAAACGCCCUUGUAGUUUGCCAGGGUACGAUUAUACAGAAAAAAAUAAUAAAAAUAAUUUAACUUUUUCAUUGUAAA
This is a messenger RNA of Neodiprion fabricii, 4637 nucleotides long. RefSeq names its product mucin-1. The transcript is spliced from 30 exons. The record is from RefSeq and is a predicted model, not a curated record. Bases 298 to 3339 code for a protein of 1013 amino acids. Lineage: Eukaryota; Metazoa; Arthropoda; Insecta; Hymenoptera; Diprionidae. Gene Ontology annotation, cellular component: cytoskeleton.